AUGGAUUUCCCUGUACUAGACAUUUCUGGAAGGAAUUAUUUGUCAUGGAUACUUGAUAUGGAAAUCCAUCUCGAUGCUAUGGAACUUGAAACCACAAUUACCGAUGGUAACGACGCAUCCUCGAAGGAUUGUGCAAAAGCUAUGAUCUUCAUUCGGCACCAUCUCCACGAGGACCUGAAGUCUGAAUACCUUACAGUGAAAGACCCACUAAGUUUGUGGAAUAAUCUGAAGAAAAUGUAUGGGCACCAGAAGGCUGUAAUCCUACCAAAUGCUCGUUAUCACUGGUUGAAUCUACGGCUGCAAGAUUAUAAAUUUGUUAGUGAGUAUAACUCUACUCUGUUUAAGAUAGUUUCAAUUUUGAAAUUAUGUGGAGAACAGAUUACGAAAAAAGAUAUGUUGGAAAAGACUUUUUUCACUUUUCAUGCUAACAAUUUGCUCCUGCAGCAGCAAUACAGAGAGCUUGGGUUUGGAAAUACUUAG
This is a messenger RNA of Rhododendron vialii, 480 nucleotides long. RefSeq lists its product as uncharacterized. Lineage: Eukaryota; Viridiplantae; Streptophyta; Magnoliopsida; Ericales; Ericaceae. Bases 1 to 480 code for a protein of 159 amino acids. The transcript has a single exon. The record is from RefSeq and is a predicted model, not a curated record.